This is a messenger RNA of Penicillium malachiteum, 768 nucleotides long. RefSeq names its product cysteine hydrolase family protein. Bases 1 to 768 code for a protein of 255 amino acids. Lineage: Eukaryota; Fungi; Ascomycota; Eurotiomycetes; Eurotiales; Aspergillaceae. The transcript is spliced from 4 exons. The record is from RefSeq and is a predicted model, not a curated record.
AUGAAGCUUCUCUCUUGGGCUUUGCUUGCUCUGGCCCCCGCCCUUAUCGAUGCCACUGAGCUUGGGUACUCGACCACUACUCCAUCCACAGUGAACGGCAGUCUGAGCUUCGGAUCCCACUAUGCCGUGUUGAACCUCGACUUAAUCACUGCCCUGGUGGGGAGCAUCAACACAACUACCAAGGGCCAAGCUUUUAUCAAGAGCACCGGCAAGUGGAUCAACGCUGUCCACAGACAAAACCCUCCUCCGAUCAGCAUCUUCAGCCGUAUCUAUUUCUCCACGAGCCUAAUGCCCGAGGUUUCGCUGUCUGCACCUUUCUACCAAGAUGUAGCCGAGGUCGGAAACCUUACAGAAUCCGAUGAACUGUCGCAGCUCUAUCCUGCUUUCAAACCUCUUCCCAACUACGAUGUCGUGCUACAAAAGACUCGCUAUUACGCGGGAACAGAUAAUACUCUGGUCCAGAUUCUACGCAACCAGAAGAUUGACACGGUUGUCCUGGUAUAUCAUGUCAUUCCGUUUAAGAUGUCGCAUUCGUGGGGCAUGUCCGGUCUGCGAACUUCGGGCGUAAUGCUCACAACUGCUCUUGCCCUCUUCGAUCUGGAUUUCAAUGUUUACGUUAUCGCUAAUAACACCAUCGAGACUGGAGAUGAUGCGACCUCGAUCAACAAUGUCAUCUUGCAGAGUAUUCUCCCGAAGAUGCCUCUUAAUGUCAUCACUGUUGAGCAGGCCAUUGAUGCGCUCUCUCGGUCUAACGCGACAUAUUACUAG